UUACUAAGGUACAUGGCAAUUGAUCUUGAAACGCGUCACUAAAGGAAAAUGGAGAUGCUUGUGUAAUCCAUGAAUUAGUCAUUCGAAAGGAAAAGGCUGAAUGUCAUAGUGUCUGUGGAAUUAAAAUUAUUUCGAGCUGACACUUGUGAGGUGAAUGGCGGUCGCAGUGGACGUUUACUUUUAAAAUGCCCAGACUGCUUGUGAUCGUUCUAGUGUCCACUUAUUGGGUCUAUUUUAUACACAGCUCAGUUGUGAAACGAUCCGUGUGCAAAGAGAAUGAAAUAAGCGUGGAGUGCGCUCACUGCGGCCCGAAGACUUGCGAAGAUUUAGGACAUCCGAUCAGGUGCGGGGGCGCCACCUCCCUGUGCAAGCCAGAAUGUGUGUGCACAGACGGUUUCGUAAGAGACUCCAACGGGACUUGCAUCCGGAAGAGCGAUUGCAGCAGUUGCGGCGGCGACUACAACGCGACCACAGGGUGCGGCAACCACUGUGGAAACUCAUGUUCAGACUACCAGGACGUGAACAAAACAUGUUUCAGCGGCUGCCGGUACAACAGCUGCGAUUGUAAGGAGGGAUAUGUCUUCCACGAUGAGUACAAAGUGUGUGUCUUACCUGAAGACUGUUGAGCAAUACGAUACGAAUCGCAGAAAAUGAACUUCAAGGAAUUUAGAAAAGAAAAACAAACCAAGUUUUAUUUAGCUUCGAGGAAAGAAAGAUAUAACUGUAAUGACGACUGACCAGCGAGUGUUGUGAAUAUUUAGUACAUUGUUAAGUCAGGAUUUCUUUAGGAAAA
This is a messenger RNA of Trichoplusia ni (cabbage looper), 793 nucleotides long. Its product is annotated as inducible metalloproteinase inhibitor protein-like. The record is from RefSeq and is a predicted model, not a curated record. The transcript is spliced from 4 exons. Bases 186 to 626 code for a protein of 146 amino acids. NCBI's taxonomy places the organism in Eukaryota, Metazoa, Arthropoda, Insecta, Lepidoptera, Noctuidae.